Messenger RNA from Ambispora gerdemannii, 426 nucleotides. NCBI's taxonomy places the organism in Eukaryota, Fungi, Glomeromycota, Glomeromycetes, Archaeosporales, Ambisporaceae. The record is from the annotation of a GenBank genome assembly.
AUGCCUCCUCUCGCAACAGCACAAACGAUUCAAGAUCAUCCUUAUCAUAAAACUACUUCAAAUGAUGAACAGUCGAUGUGUAACAGCCACAAUCUCAACAGCAGUUCUGAGCCGAAAACUCUAUACGCGACAGUAAAAUUUUCGGAUGAUCUAACCAUUGAUAUCCUGGUGCCAACACUCAAAGAACUCUUGGAAAUAAAAACAGAAAACAGCUCUCUGCAGAAAUCUUUGGUUAACGAUCAAAUCGAUGAAAGCGCAUUUGGGUUAUUUCGACUUGCAUUUGAGAACGAAGUUUAUAAGAAAAGAAUUCCUACAAAAUUAUGGGGAAAAUUCGCAGCGGUCGGAAAGGAAGCUUGGGGAAAUGCAAAUGGGAUAUAUCGGGAUGCUUUUGUUAAACUCGUUGAGUUAAUUUUUCAUGAUGAAUAG